AUGUCUGCAGAGUUUGGCCGUGCACGGCCUGAGAUCUGGACGGGCACUGAGAAGUCUUUUCCGGACUGGAAAAGCGGCGGCAAAGAUGACUGGAAAAGCGGCGGCAAAGAUGAUUGGAACAGUGGAGGAAAGGACGAUUGGAAAAAUGGAGGAAAGGACGACUGGAAAAGCGGUGGAAAGGAUGACUGGAAGAGUGGAGGCAAGGACGAUUGGAAGAGCGGAGGGAAGGACGAUUGGAAGAACGACCAGGCGCGUGGCAGCAAAGACGACUGGGGUGGCCAGAAGCAGGAAUGGGGGAAGAAGGACAGCUGGGACAAGAAAGACGACUGGAGUGGCGGAGGCCAAAAGCAGCAGGACUGGAAGAAGGACCAGUGGGACCAGGGUGGCAACCAGAAGCAGUCUUGGCAGAAGAAGCAGGACUGGAACCAGGGCGACUCUGGUGGUGGCGGCCAGUGGGGAAGUAACAACAACGACCAGAAGAGCUGGGGUGGUGGAGGCGGCAACAAGAAGCAGGCGACGUGGCAGUCGACCGAUCAGUCCCAAGAUUCUUGGGGAGGUGCCCAGAACGAUGGCAAUUGGGGCACGAGCUCGAGCUCCGGCUCUCAGCGGUGGCCGCAGGAGCAGAAGCGUCAGGCCCAGUCGUGGUACGGCCACGAGGAUCGCGACAACAAAAGGCAACGCAAUGAUGGCGGAUAUGGUGCACAGAGCUACGACCAGCGGCAGCGCCCGGUCACAGCAUACAGCGCGCCCUGGAGAGGAGGCGGUGGUCGUACAGUUCCUGCCAGGGACGAGUACGUCAACGUCCGGGUGGAGUCAAGGGGGCCGGAAGACAUUCUAAACUCCAUGUCGAAGCAGCCCGAUUCCAUCGACGAUUGGAAGACUGUCCAGGACAUCGUCUUUCCAGGAGCCGAACGACUACCUCGCAAUUGGAUCCGCGUUUGGUCCAAGAAGCACGCUUGCGAGUACUAUCUCCGAUUGGAGGACAACCAUGCCACCUUUGAGAUCUCCGAUGUCUACAACAGCUGA
Symbiodinium sp. CCMP2592 is the source of this 1026-nucleotide messenger RNA. Lineage: Eukaryota; Dinophyceae; Suessiales; Symbiodiniaceae. The record is from the annotation of a GenBank genome assembly.